AUCAUCCUGGAGGUUGAGGAGAUCAGUGUGGAAGCUGGAUGAGCUGAACACGCAGCGUCAGCUGAAGCUUGGUAUCUGAUCUGCUGGGAUGUACAAGAAAGAUAUUUCCCCUACUCUCACCGCUUCUCUCUCUCCAGUCCAGCGUGUGGCGCUAAAACACAUUCGUGUGUUUGUCAAACUCCAUUAAGCCUCGGAGGAAGAAGAUUUGUUUCACGCGCUCUCUGUUGUUUUAAUGUGGUGCUGGUUUAAUACAAACUGUUAGAAAUAUAAUUUCUGUAAACAGAAAAAUACAGUUUUUGAAUCAGGUCAGUAAACACCUGUAAUAAUCUCAUCAUCAUAGUCGUGUCUACGUUUUGAAGCAAAGAUAAAUACAUCGGGAAGAGUAUCAGCUAAAGAUGGUGUUUAUUAAAGAGGAGAUUGAGGAGAACACGAGUGAAAUAAAAAAAGAGGAACCAGAAACCUGGAAAAUAAAAGAAGAGGAACCAGAAACCUGGAAAAUAAAAGAAGAGGAAAAAGAAACCUGCAGAAUAAAACACGAGGAACGAGGAGAGUUUAUUGAAGAAAGUGAGGAGAACAAAAAAUGGAGUGAAGUUGAGGAGAAAAAUCAUGUCAAAACUGGAGAAAAACCUUUGAGUUGCUCUCAAACCAAACAGGAAGAUCUAAAGAAAAGAGCUUUCACCUGCACUCUGUGUGGAAAGAGUUUCACAUACAAAUAUCAUCUUGAUUUUCACCUGAGAGUUCAUACUGGAGAGAAACCGUUCACUUGUAAUCAAUGUGGAAAUAGUUUUGCACACUUAAGAACCCUUAAGAGACACAUGAGAAUCCACACUGGAGAAAAACCUUAUAAGUGUUCACACUGUGACAAGACAUUCAGACACUUAUCGCAUCUAAAAACACAUAAGAGGAUCCACACUGGAGAGAAACCUUAUAAGUGUUCACACUGUGACAAGAGAUUCAAUAAUUCAUCAAGUCUGAAAAUGCAUGAGAGGAUCCACACUGGAGAGAAACCGUACACUUGUGAUCAGUGUGAGAAGUGUUUCACACGCUUAUUACAACUGAAGGAUCACUUGAACAUCCACGCUGGAGAGAAACCCUACUCAUGUGUUCAAUGUGAUAAAACAUUUAUGAGGGCUUCAAACCUGAAGAAACACCUGACAGUUCAUACAAAGGAGAAGCCGUAUUCACGCUUUUCAAAUUUGAAAGGACAUCAGAAAAUACAUACUGGUGAGAGAGAGUACAUGUGCUCUGAGUGUGGAAACACUUUCACUUCAGCGGACAGUUUAAAACAGCAUGAGAGGAUCCACACUGAAAAAAAACCAUUUGAGUGUUCACACUGUGACAAGAGAUUCAGAAACUCAUCUUAUCUGAAAACGCAUGAGAGGAUCCACACUGGAGAAAAACCAUUUGAGUGUUCACACUGUGACAAGAGAUUCAAUCAGUCAGUACAUCUGAUAACACAUGAGAGGAUCCACACUGGAGAAAAACCUUAUGAGUGUUCACACUGUGACAAGAGAUUCAGAAACUCAACGUAUCUAAAAACACAUGAGAGGAUCCACACUGGAGAGAAACCAUACACAUGUAGUCAGUGUGAGAAGUGUUUCACACGCUCAGCACACCUUAAGGAUCACAUGAACAUCCACACUGGAGAGAAACCUUAUAAGUGUUCACACUGUGACAAGAUAUUCAGAAACUCAUCAUAUCUGAAAACACAUGAGAGGAUCCACACUGGAGAGAAACCGUACACUUGUAGUCAGUGUGACAAGUGUUUCACACACUCAUCACAACUUAGGGAUCAUCUGAACAUCCACGCUGGAAAGAAACCCUACUCAUGUGUUCAAUGUGAUAAAACAUUUUUGAGGGCUUCAGACCUGAAGAAACACCUGACAGUUCAUACAAAGGAGAAGAAUUCAAGUUUUUUUGGGUGAAAAGAUUUUUUCAAUUGUGAAAAUAUAUCGGAAAACACAUACUGGUGUAAAAAAGUGCAAGUGCUCCAAGUGUGAAAAGACUUUUACGUCGGGGCAGUUUAAAACAGCAUGAGAGGAUCCACACUGGAGAGAAACCUUAUUAGUGUUCGCACUGUGACAAUAGAUUCAGGCCCCGUCCACACAGAGACGCGUUUCUGUGAAUACGCACAAUUUUUUUAAUAUAUAGGCGUUUCGUCCACACGCAUCUGCCGUUUUUGUAAGGUGAAAUCGCUAUUUUUUGAAACCGAGUCCCAGAGUGGAUAAAUUUGAAAACGCUGUCUUUGCGUUUUCGUCUGGACGGCUAAUCCGUAUAUUUUCAGAAACAAUGACGUCAUCAGCCCACGUCUCCCCCUAG
Messenger RNA from Carassius auratus (goldfish), 2319 nucleotides. Its product is annotated as zinc finger protein 271-like. Lineage: Eukaryota; Metazoa; Chordata; Actinopteri; Cypriniformes; Cyprinidae. The transcript has 2 exons. The record is from RefSeq and is a predicted model, not a curated record. Gene Ontology annotation, biological process: regulation of transcription by RNA polymerase II. Bases 396 to 1925 code for a protein of 509 amino acids. Gene Ontology annotation, molecular function: RNA polymerase II cis-regulatory region sequence-specific DNA binding; DNA-binding transcription activator activity, RNA polymerase II-specific. Gene Ontology annotation, cellular component: nucleus.